Messenger RNA from Exaiptasia diaphana, 1829 nucleotides. RefSeq names its product TNF receptor-associated factor 5. The transcript is spliced from 5 exons. Gene Ontology annotation, molecular function: protein binding; zinc ion binding. Lineage: Eukaryota; Metazoa; Cnidaria; Anthozoa; Actiniaria; Aiptasiidae. Gene Ontology annotation, biological process: positive regulation of JNK cascade; regulation of canonical NF-kappaB signal transduction; regulation of apoptotic process. Gene Ontology annotation, cellular component: plasma membrane signaling receptor complex. The record is from RefSeq and is a predicted model, not a curated record. Bases 385 to 1491 code for a protein of 368 amino acids.
UAAUAUUUCCUUGCCACUAGUACGCACAUGCGUAUAUGCGUAAAGGAGAAAAUCUAAGACUGAUGCUAUUUACAAAAUCACGAAAUCAAGCCAUGAAUGUAAAUCAUGACAAAACCAAAGUACUUAGUUCACUCGGUAAAAAAAAUUAGAUGUAGUAAAGACGUAAAUUACUUAUAUUGACUUAAUUCUGUCUUGAGUUAUUUAAAACAAAGAAGUCGUGAAAAUAAAUAGUUACAGCCCAAUGGUGGCGACCAAUGGCAAUWAAUCGCGCUACAGGAAGCCCAUGUAAACGAUCUAUGAUCGUCUAGUUAUAUAUUAAUUUAUCACCUCGAUCAAUAGUUCACUUUGAAGGUAGGAGCAAAUACGGAGAGAAGCGUUAGUAUCAUGGCCGGUAACACGGAAUUGCAGUCUGGAUACGACUAUCAGUUUGUUGCACAAGUACCUGAACACUAUAUUUGUAGUAUUUGUCAUCUUGCAAUGCGAAAACCCGUUCAGACAAGAUGUGGACAUCGAUUUUGUAAGGACUGUUUACACAGGAGCUUAGAGAGAAAGCGAGAAUGCCCUUUGGAUAAAAACUAUCUCACUUCUUAUCAAGUAUUUGAGGAUGUAGCAACAGAAAGGGAAAUUCUUUCACUCCACGUAAAUUGCCCCAACCAUGGUUGUAGUUGGCAGGGUGAAGUUAGAGAUGUCAAGGAUCACGAAAGCAAAUGUCCACUGACUGCUGUCCCCUGCAACUACUUCAAAUUUGGAUGCACUUUUAAGGGACCACGAAAAUCUUUAAGCGAGCAUUAUAAGAACAACCUAGCAGAGCAUCUUGAMAUUAUGACACAACACUUCUUGCCUCUUGAAGAGGACAAUAAAAGUCUUAAGAGAAUGUACUUGGCACUGAAGGAUGAGAACAAGAGGCGAGUGGAGGAGCUGCAAGCAAAGGUCUUGAUGCUGCAAGAUGAGAAUAAGAAACAAGAACUCAAGGAAUGCAACACGGUAAUAAUGACCAAAGAUGAUCAGUCAAGAUAUAGUUACAUAUGGAAAAUCAACGAUUUCAGCAGACAGCUACAGCUUGCAAAGCAGCAAGACCGUGAUAUCAGACUGUGCAGUGAACCGUUUUACACUCACAAGAAUGGAUACAAACUGAAACUACAGUUAUAUCCUAAUGGAUUUGGUGCAGGUAAGGGUACCCACGUAUCAGUAUUCAUGAUUAUCAUGCGAGGUGAAUACGAUGCAAUAUUGUCUUGGCCAUUUAAUUGGGGAAGGACAUUUACCAUGCUUGACCAGAAACCAGAUCACUGGAUGCGUAAAGACAUCGCAAAAGGUUUUUAUAGAUCUGAUGCAAGUAGAGAUGUUUACCAAAGACCAACGACAGACGAAAACGUCGGAAUUGGGAAAACAAAUUUCGUGUCUCAUGAAAUGCUCAAAACCGAGAGUUAUGUUGUUGAUGGGGUAGUUUUCAUCAAGUUUGAGCUAGACGAUUCUCGACCCAUACAAAACUGAGGUGUUUAAGACACAUUUUUUUGCAGAAAGUCUGCAUAUAGGUAAAGGUCCAACAAUGACGUACAACUAUGUCAGUUCCUACAGAAUUUCAUUUUAUAUAUUCAAGUUCUUUGGAAUUCUAACCGUAAAACUUGUAAUGGAUUAGAUAAUAAAUACUAAAUUUGCGUUCUUUAGAAUAUCCCUUCAGCAGAGUAGAGCAAAGUAAUUUUAACAUUGGGCGAAGAACCUAUGCAACAAUGCGCUUCUUAAAAUGUUUGUAUUACUAAUGUUAUCAUUAGGUAGUAUUCAGGAGGAGCCGACGGGGUCUGUUCUUCUAAAUACCUGUUCUUGUACGAAUU